AUGAAGUUAAAGGAAGAAAGAAUUGAGGCUGAGAAAAGACGGGUAAAAGAAGAGGCACAACAACUUGCUCGAAUUUUUGAAACAAUUGGGGCUUUCAAGGUGAAGUGGAAAGGUGGUAAAGGAAAACUAAUUUUUGGAAGUGUUACAGCUCAAGAUCUUGUUGACAUUAUCAAGGCGCAACUUCAAAGGGAGGUAGACAAGAGAAUUGUCAAACUUCAAAAGAUACGAGAAACCGGAGAAUAUAUCGCAGAAUUAAAGCUGCAUCUGGAAGUUACUGCGAGAGUAAGGUUGAAUAUCUUUGCUAACUAAAGCACAAGUAUGAAGUUCUAUAUGCUAAUAAUGCACAUUUAGAACUACCAAUUUGCAUUGGUUCAAGGUAAAUAACCACUGUAUGAAUCUUUAAACAUCAAGCUUUAUGUGAUUUUGUCCCAAAGUUCUAAUAGAGAAAGGAUUCUUAAUAUACUAGUUCAAUGGUUUAUGUUCAUAUUUCCUCUUAAAAUGUGUAUUCAA
This is a messenger RNA of Arachis ipaensis, 510 nucleotides long. Its product is annotated as large ribosomal subunit protein bL9c-like. The record is from RefSeq and is a predicted model, not a curated record. Lineage: Eukaryota; Viridiplantae; Streptophyta; Magnoliopsida; Fabales; Fabaceae. Gene Ontology annotation, cellular component: ribosome. Gene Ontology annotation, molecular function: structural constituent of ribosome. Gene Ontology annotation, biological process: translation.